AAAGGAAAAGAGUGGGCAGUCGGACGGCGAAGGGAACUAGUGCCAGCCAGUGGGCGCAGGCCCAGAUCAGUUCGCAGGGUCCCGCAGCCAUCCGAACCUGCAGCCCAGCCUGGGCGGAAAAGGGGUCAUGCUACAGGAGCUCUUGAUUCACCAACCAGAGGAACCCAUUCAGUUUAUGUUGAAUCACUUGCGCCGAGACAAUGAUAUGGUGCCAAGGAUUUUUAUAUUGGGCCCACCUGCCUCUGGGAAAACGACUAUUGCAAUGUGGCUUUGUAAACAUUUAAAUGCCAGCCUCAUCACGAAGCAGAACUUAAUAAGAAAUGAAUUUUCAAUAAUAGCUGCUAAAGCAGCUACAAUUUUUGGAGCAAACCAGGCAAUUCCUGAUUCAAUGCUGAUGGAAUUGCUCGAGGAACGUCUGGCAAAUGAUGAGUGUGUCUCAAAGGGCUGGAUUUUGGAAGGCAUUCCUGAAACUCGAGAACAGGCAUUGAUGAUACAGACUUGUGGAAUCUCUCCCAGGCAUGUCAUUGUGCUGAGUGCUCCAGACACUGUCCUGAUUGAGAGAAAUUUGGGCAAACGGAUUGAUCCUUUUAAUGGAGAGGUUUAUCACACAACUUUUGACUGGCCCUCGGAUGCUGAAGUGCAGAGCCGGCUAAUGGCACCGUUGGGCAUCUCAGAGCAGGAAACGGCCAAGAGGCUAAUGGAAUAUCACAAGAACAUUACUAGGAUUCUCCCUUCUUAUCCUAAAAUUUUGAAGGUUAUCAGUUCUGAUCAGCCUUGUGUGGAUGUCUUCUACCAAGCUCUAACCUAUGUCCAAAGCCAGCACCGGUCGAAUGCUCCUUUUACUCCAAAGAUUUUGCUUUGUGGACCCACGGGCAGUGGGAAAAGUCUUCAGGCAGCUCUCCUUGCUCACAAAUAUGGCAUUAUCAAUGUCUGCUGUGGGCACCUGCUGAAAGAAGCAGUUGCAAGCAACUCAAAUAUUGGAGAAUUCAUCCGGCCAUUUUUUGAACAGGAAAUGCAAGUUCCUGAUCAAAUCAUCAUAAGAGUCCUGAUAAACCGCCUCAGUAAACAGGAUUGUAUUCGCUAUGGAUGGGUGCUUCAUGGUUUCCCUCAAGACUUAAACCAAGCAACUCUCCUGGAUAGUGCGGGAUUCAUGCCCAACAGGGUGUUUUUUCUGAAUGUACCGUAUGAUUCUGUCAUUGAACGGUUAACUCUAAGAAGAACAGAUCCAGCCACAGGAGAAAGAUAUCACCUCAUGUACAAGCCACCUCCAACCAUGCAGAUCCAGGAGCGUCUCAUGCAGCACCCAGAGGAUACAGAGGAGAAAGUGAAGCUCAAAAUAGAUGCGUUCUAUAGAAAUUCUUCUUUGCUGGAAGACUUCUUUAAUGAUGUCAUUUAUGUCAAUGGGGAUCAAGAUCCUUACACUGUCUUUGAAUACAUAGAGAGUGGGAUCAUUUUGCCUUUGCCCACUAAAGUCACAUUAUAAGCAGAAAACCCACUGGGUUUUACUUUUAUGUAGUAACAUCCAACAAGAAUAUGUAUUAAUUUCCCUGAGUAUUUUAGAGCCAUGGCAAAUUAAAUAAAUAGUGCAUAUUAUCACUCCUUUGCAGAAUAAAAUGAUCGGAAAUGCUCUUGUUUAGGGGACCUGAGAAGAAAUAGAAAGGGAAGACAAGUGUAUGGGGAUGUCUUGAUUUUCCUAAGAACUUAGUAGGCAGAAAAAAAAAACACCUUACUGUGGGACAUACUAUCUUUCAUAUUAAAUGCUAAUGGACCUGUGA
Molecule: messenger RNA, 1775 nt
Organism: Vombatus ursinus (common wombat)
Lineage: Eukaryota; Metazoa; Chordata; Mammalia; Diprotodontia; Vombatidae
Gene: AK8
Product: adenylate kinase 8
Exons: 13
Coding region: 128-1483 (451 amino acids)
Biological process (GO): nucleoside triphosphate biosynthetic process
Cellular component (GO): cytoplasm
Molecular function (GO): AMP kinase activity; nucleoside diphosphate kinase activity; ATP binding
Source: RefSeq, a predicted model, not a curated record